Nezara viridula (southern green stink bug) is the source of this 1988-nucleotide messenger RNA. NCBI's taxonomy places the organism in Eukaryota, Metazoa, Arthropoda, Insecta, Hemiptera, Pentatomidae. The record is from the annotation of a GenBank genome assembly.
UAGAUAUUUGCCUAACCUUUCUUUAAUGUUUGUGUAUUGUGGUUGUGAUUGAUUAAGAGGAUUUUUAAUUUAUUAAUGAUUGCAUUAAAAGAUUUAUUAUUCAAUAGUUCUUUCUGUAUAUUUUAAAUCUGUCAGAUCUAAAACAGAUUCUUACAUUGUAUUAAGCUUGUAACUUAAUAAUAACUACAUUGUAAACUACUGAUAAAUUAAAGAAAUGGAGACUAUAUUGGAGCAACAGAGAAGAUAUCAUGAGGAACGGGAAAGGUUGAUGGAUGCAAUGGUGAAAGAAAUGUUGCAUAAAAAAUCAAGUUAUCGAGAACAAAUAAAUUCAGAUCACAGGCUCAAGAUGCUUCUUGAUCAGUACAUGGAGAGUACUCAUAAGUUAAAGGAACUGUAUGAAGACAAGGAUGGUAUAAGAAAAGAUGAAGUUGCUGCACUUUCAGGUCCUAAUGAAUUUUCCGAGUUUUAUUCGAGGUUGAAAACCAUUAAGGAAUUCUAUCGCAGAAUUCCUAAUGAAAUUUCAGUUCCCAUGUCUGUUGAAUUUGAGGAACUGGCAAAACUAAGAGAAAACCCCACUGAAGAAACAUCAAAUUUAGUUGAAUUUACAGAUGAAGAAGGAUAUGGAAAAUAUCUCGACCUUCAUGAAUGUUAUGAAAAAUAUAUUAAUUUAAAAGGAGUAGAGAAAGUGGAUUAUAUAACAUACCUUACUACCUUUGAUCGACUUUAUGAAAUCCCUAAAGAUAGGAAGAGUUCUGAGUACAAACGAUAUGUUAUUAUGCUCCUGAAUUAUCUCUGUGAUUACAUAGCUAGAAUAAAACCUCUGCUUGACCUCGACCAGGAAUUAACUAAUGUUCAAAAGGACUUCACGUCACAGUGGGAAGCAGGAACAUUCCCUGGUUGGCCGAAAGAAACUGGCAGUGUGUUAAGCAAUGUUGGUGCCCAUCUUGACUUAUCUGCUUUUUCAUCCCCUGAAGAGUUGGCUUCUCUCGGUCUGGACAGACUUAAAUCAGCAUUAAUGGCUUUAGGAUUAAAAUGUGGAGGGACAUUAGAAGAAAGGGCCCAGCGUUUAUUCAGCACUAAAGGGAAAAAAUCCCUUGAUCCAAAUUUACUUGCCAAGUCAAAGCCAGGUAAAUCAAACCGAGAACGUGAUCUUGAAAGACAGCGGGACAUAGCAUUCUUGGAAGCACAAGCUUAUAAGUUAGCUGAAUUACUAAGUGAACAACGAGCUGCUACUAAAGAAAAUGUUCAAAGGAAACAAGCUAGAACAGGAGAAGAAAGAGGAGAUUCGGAAGGUGAAGCAUCGUCGUCAGGAAGUGAAAGUGAGGGAGAAGAUGAUGGAGUUCCGUAUAAUCCAAAAAAUUUACCUCUUGGUUGGGAUGGAAAGCCCAUUCCAUAUUGGCUUUACAAGUUGCAUGGGCUCAACAUCAGUUAUAAUUGCGAAAUAUGUGGUAAUUUUAUCUAUAAAGGACCAAAGGCUUUUCAAAGACAUUUUGCUGAGUGGAGGCAUGCUCACGGUAUGCGUUGCCUCGGAAUUCCAAAUACAGCACAUUUCGCUAACGUUACCCAAAUAGAAGAUGCUUUGGCUUUGUGGGAGAAGCUAAAAACAAUGAAACACGAUGAACGUUGGCAACCUGAACACGAAGAAGAAUAUGAAGAUUCCCUCGGAAACGUAGUGAAUAGGAAAACAUACCAAGAUUUAAAAAGACAAGGACUUUUAUAAAAAUUGUAUUUAUCGCAUAUUUGAUAGUUUGUUUUGUCCUUCCAAUUGUGUCAGUGCUACACUUCAUAUUAUUUUAUUCCUUUUAAAUAUUAGUUGGACAAUAGUUUCUGUUCGAUCAAUUUUCACACUCAUAAUGUAUUUCAAAUAUACUUAUCACCUUAAAUUUACAAUAUUAAGAGGUAUAGAAAUUUUUGUUGCAAUUGCAGGUUUUAUUAUUUUACUUAUUAAUAUAUAGAAUGUAAAUUUAAAUAAAAUAAUUUUUUAUUAA